Phalaenopsis equestris is the source of this 615-nucleotide messenger RNA. Its product is annotated as prefoldin subunit 6. The transcript is spliced from 5 exons. The record is from RefSeq and is a predicted model, not a curated record. Gene Ontology annotation, molecular function: protein-folding chaperone binding. Gene Ontology annotation, cellular component: cytoplasm; prefoldin complex. Bases 60 to 386 code for a protein of 108 amino acids. Gene Ontology annotation, biological process: protein folding; chaperone-mediated protein complex assembly. NCBI's taxonomy places the organism in Eukaryota, Viridiplantae, Streptophyta, Magnoliopsida, Asparagales, Orchidaceae.
UAUUUUUGUUUACCAGAGCGGUGCUCCAACAUAAGCAAAGAAGAAGGCGCGGAUCAGCUAUGGCUGCGGCGCCGGUCCUUCGCGAACUUCAACGUGAUAUUGAAACUCAGGCCAAUACUUUAAGCAAGAUCCAGAAAGAUAUUGCGAAGAACCACCAAGUGCGGAAGCAGUACACCAUCCAGCUAGGUGAAAAUGAGCUAGUUCUCAAGGAUUUGGCUGAGGCUAGGGCCAACGUCCGCAAGCGGAUUGAAUACAUUUCGGCAGAGCUGAAGCGGCUUGAUGGGACUCUUAAAGAUCUGGAGGGCAAGCAGAGCAGCAAGCAAGAAGCGGUUUUGAAAGUGCAACAGAAGAUUCAAGUACUGCAAGCUGGAAAAUCGAAGUCCUGAACUUUCUGCAUUAGCAUGCAUCUUUGCUAUUUCUUCUGAAUAGAGACACCCUUGCUGCUUCGCUUGUCAGAAAAUUUCACUAAAAAGAUAAAUAGUCUGCUAUAGACACCCUUGCUGCUUCGCUUUUACAAACGACUCAAAUGUGCUUAUGUUUUAUUACCUUAAAAACAUUUUUGAUUUGAUCUUGCUAUAUUCGAACCAGUUAUUAGAAAUAUGAUUUCAAUUGCUU